AUGGCGGACGGAGACGUGAAAAGAGUGAAAGAAUUGAUCGCAAAGAAAGAUGAAAUAGAAAAACAAAUCAAAGAAUUCCAAGAGGUUCUUGAAUCACAAAAAGGUGUAGGAAUGGAUGGUAACCUUGUCGAUAGUGAAGGUUUCCCACGCAGUGACAUCGAUGUUUACACUGUCAGGAUCGCAAGAAAUAAAAUAAUUUGUUUACAGAAUGAUCACAAAGCAUUAAUGAAAGAAAUAGAAGAUGGUUUGCACCAAAUACAUGCCAUGGCAAGAGAAAAUGAAAAAGAAGAAUAUGAAAAACCAAAGCUGGAUGAAACAGCAGACCUGGUACCAUUUCUGAAAGUAGGCUCUGUGACAGAUGGAUCACCAGCUUGUCAGGCAGGUUUACAAAAAAAGGAUAAAAUUUUGAAAUUUGGAUCAUUAACCCACAAGAAUUUCCAAGGAAUGCAGAAUGUUGCAUCCGUUGUAGAACACAGUAAAGGCAAUUCAAUGCCGAUCAUAUUACUCAGAAAUGAACAGAAAUUAAGAUUGUCUCUUAUACCUAACCCAUGGUCUGGGCGUGGCCUUCUGGGAUGCCAUGUUCUUCCUGCUUAAUGGAUCUUGAACUGGUAUCCAAAAGGAAUGGUUAACUAAUGUGAGGUCAUGUGGUAUGCUCAUUUGCCCUGUUCUUUGGCUUGGCGUCAUCUUCUCUAACCUUGUGCCUCUAAAUGGAUGUUAAGAAGCAUUUAACAGAUGGCUAUUGGUAAAGUAUCUGGAAGAGUACUUAUACAUGACAAAUUUUAACCUACGAAAUGCAAAGCAUAUAAGAAAAAAAUUAACAGUGAUGGCUAAUUUGAUUCCUGAUAAGAGUUUUCAUUCUUUUAAAAGAAGUAAACAUUACAUUUAUUUUACUUCCCCAUCUCUCUUUUCUUUUUCUCAUUAUCGUUCUCUGAAUAUAACUGAAACCGAAACCGAAACUAGUGUCACGAACAACGCGCAAAAGAAUUUUACCUCUGGGUUCCCGAGGUUGCCUGUCCUUUGCUUUUUCYUCCCUCAUCGCAAAUCAACCCUUAAUAACUCGAAUUGGUUGGAGCUGUGUGACACAUGCUUUGUGACAUGUAUAGCAGGUGCCAGAGGCGCCUGACUUCACACGCUUUCAAUUCCACUCCGUUGAGCUGCGCCACUGCUGUUCUUGCGGUUGUGAGUAUCUAUGACAAGAGCAAUUUUCUCUGCAACUUGUCUCGCAACAGCGUUGCGACACAAGUUGCAAGAGGGUCUACGCGGUGCAACAGAGACACAAUCGUUGCCAAAAGUAGAAACGAAUUCUACUUUUCGCAACGAUUGCUGCAACUUGUCUCGCAACGUUUUUCAAAUUGCGCUGUAGAUUACACGCUGCAAUGCUCCGUACAACUUGUGUCGCAACGCCGUGACAAAGUGCAGAGAAAAUUGCUCCGUGUAAUCGCACCUUUAAGUGAUUACGACAUCCAGGAUUCAACUUCCAAAGUUGGAAGCGAGAAACGAGCGACAUAAUUUUAUCCCUGGUUUCCCGAGGAUAUUAAAGGACCGGAAAAACAGGAGAUGAAGCGCUAAGCUAGUCGCCUGCAGUGAGGAGACUUGCGCUAAGACUCCUCAAUUUUAUCAAUAUCUCAGUCCGCAAUUAUUUUACUUUGUCACCUAUAUUUUUUAAUCGAAGCGACCGCUUUCUCUGCAGUCCCUUGCAACUAAGGCCCCGUCCACACUUUGCCGGAUAAAUUUGAAUCCGAAUUUUAAUUUAUUCGGUUAGGCCUACCGUCCACACUAGUCCGGGCGAAUCCGGAACAAUUCU
Molecule: messenger RNA, 1804 nt
Organism: Actinia tenebrosa (Australian red waratah sea anemone)
Lineage: Eukaryota; Metazoa; Cnidaria; Anthozoa; Actiniaria; Actiniidae
Product: 26S proteasome non-ATPase regulatory subunit 9
Biological process (GO): proteasome regulatory particle assembly
Cellular component (GO): cytoplasm; nucleus
Molecular function (GO): protein binding
Source: RefSeq, a predicted model, not a curated record